AUGAAGAUCCUGCGAAUAUCCGUUACAUCAGUGAUGGGGUUUCUGGUAUUAGAACUCUCUGACGGAGCCGUAGUUGAAGGGCAAGAUUUGAAAAAUAUCACGCUUGGGCAGCAUAACCGCCAUCCCCUCCUCUUCCCUUGCUCAAAGACGAGUAGAGUUGUACGGACAAAGGACAAAGUUCCCAUGCCAUCUGCGUCAAUUUCUAACCGGUCCUCAACGAAGGAAAUGCUCGGCUCUGCCAUUUUUUCCAGGCAAGUUCUUUCAGAGCUCUACGAACAGGAGGCAACGCAUGAAGAAUAUUCUGAACAUGUCAGCAAUGAACACCAUUCAAGGUUGGAAUCGGACAAUAGUCAUGACUAUGACAUCACCGCAGAAUCUGACCGGCAUAUGAAUACUGAUAGGCAGGUUGAGACGGAUUCUCAUGAAAAUGGACAACAGUCAUAUGUGGGUAGACCUGAGGGGGAAACAACCCCACACUCUGGCGAAGCAGCUAUACCAGAACAUGCUGUUCCUUCCCAUGACGAAGAUGAAGGAUACAACACAAAGCUUGUCCAUCCACACGUUUCGAACGGGGACCGCUUUGAAGAAAAAAGCCAUUCUGAACCUAGUGCAGCGCAAGAAUCGAGAUUGAACGAUGAAGAAGCAGGACACAACCCUGCAAAAGAGCCCAUAUCUACAGGGACCACAGAAGCUGAGAAUACGGAAACGCAAGAAGAUUCACCUGAUUCCGAGCCAAGGUCUGUGCGAAUAGCGAAAGACGAGGGCAGAAGCACAGGGGAUGGGUACUCGCUUUCACGACGGAAGAAGAAAUCAAAGAAAAGAAAGAACAAAAAUUCUCCCACAGAAGUGCAUGCAGAAGCGGGAAUUCAAAAAGAGUUCUCGGGUGUCAAUUUAGAAGCCAGAGAUGGGACAAACAUCACUCAUCUAAGCUACAUGGUCUUUAAGAUUAUUAAGAAUUACGAUAUCAAGUCAGUUGUUGAUAUCCCGUGUCGCAACACACUGUCUUGGUUUCCGAAACUACUGGAAAGGAUUGACUUUGAAGUAGCUGGCUUCAAGUACUAUUGCGUUGACACUGAUAGUUAUUCGAAAGAUGAUAUACAAACAAAAUUUUCGGAUGCUGGGAGCCCGGAAACUCUGCAUAUUAGUCCAGAGGAGGCUCAUUUUCUACCAAAGACUGACCUUGUGUUCAGUUGGGAUGGGCCACAGCAAUGGGGCGUGAGGACAUCGUGGACUUUCUUCACAGCUUUGAUGGAGAUUCGACCAACUUACCUCCUUAUCACAAACAAUCCAACGGCGUCCAACACGGACGAUUCAAAGGGCGUCAUGAACCUCCGCAAGCAACCUUUUCACGUACGUUACCAUCAUUUGUUUCUAAUGAGGCUACCAUACCUAGCGCUUUUUUUCUCUCUUUCUUACACACAGCCAUUUUGUAAGGGGGCUGUUCCGUGA
This is a messenger RNA of Chondrus crispus (carragheen), 1449 nucleotides long. RefSeq lists its product as hypothetical. NCBI's taxonomy places the organism in Eukaryota, Rhodophyta, Florideophyceae, Gigartinales, Gigartinaceae. Bases 1 to 1449 code for a protein of 482 amino acids. The transcript has a single exon. The record is from RefSeq and is a predicted model, not a curated record.